Molecule: messenger RNA, 1477 nt
Organism: Rodentolepis nana
Lineage: Eukaryota; Metazoa; Platyhelminthes; Cestoda; Cyclophyllidea; Hymenolepididae
Source: the annotation of a GenBank genome assembly
CUUAUCGGAUGGGAAGAAGAUUCCUGGAGGAAGGUGGGUGAAGUUUUUCGGUGGUAUAGGGGGGUGCGGUUGGGAGAUGGCCGUCGGCGUGAUGGGAAUCUCAGAGACUUCAGGCGAUUGUGGCGUGGUGAUACCGAUCGAUCCCAGAGUGAUACCCGGUGGAACGGAGAGGUUCUCUUCGGGGGAGGGGAGGCUUCCCUGAUUCCACUUAUCACCAAUUGCUCCAUAUCUUUCGAAGUACGUCGAACGAGCGCCUGUCUUGGUGGAACCGAAGCGGAGGUGACAGGCAGGGCGAGUUGGAGCGGUCGAGCUGUAACUGAAGUUCGAGCAGAGGAAGAACUAUUAGAAUUCCGGUGGAUUGCUGACCCUGGUGGUGCUGGAAGUGUGGCUCGUGCCGCAGGCGCUCGAUAGUUACUCGACGAUGAUUCGUAGACAAUGAACCAUCUGAGACUCGUAGAGUCGUUGCAGAAAGGGUUCCAGAGACGGGCAGGCUUGACAUGCAAUCAUUUGCUGGAAAUCCACUUGGCCUGCUGCGUUUUUGCAUUCCCCGUAGUAGCAAUGGGCGCUGGCAUUGACUCGUUGUCAAGUUCUUCAGGUGGCAUGUUCACGUAGAUGCCCUGACCAUCAAGAUCCACGACUCGGGUUCCGUAAGUGAUAUAAGGCUUCGCUUCCUCAAACAUACAGGCGUGUAUACCAGCAAUGAAGGGGACUGGAGAUUCUAAGAAUGGAAGCAGUUUCCUAGGCAAAAUUGGAUAGAUAGGUGAGGCCCAUGAGAGGGGAAAUAAGAGGGAUAUCGCCGCGAUAAUACAACACGUCAGCCGUUGUCGACUUUUCGAGUAAAAAAGAAUACUCUUUUCCAAAAGCAUACUGGUAAAAAUAUCGAUCCAUUGUGCGUGCCCCAAAGAGGAAUAGUAUUGUUCAAAAGCUUUCAAAAAGUAAGGGUUAUUUGAAGUUGGAAUGAGUAGGCGAAUAUCCAUAGGAGGAUUGCGUCCUUGUGUUUGUGGCUCUGAAGUGUUGGGAAGAGGAUAUGGAACGGAAAUGGCAUUCUUAUUGGCUGGAGGCGGUUUAAUGUCCUUAAUCUUUUCGAGGAAUUGACGAAGAGUUUGGAGCAUCUCCGGCUUGAAGAGCUCCUUCGAUUUUACCUCCUCGAGUAUUCGUUGGAAACAAUCAAACCAAGGAAGAUAGCUGGUAAAACAUAUAAAUAGCCCAUUUGAUGUCUGAAGGCAAUGUACAUAUUCAGGCCGUCCUGUGCCAUCGGUAAACAGAAAGAAGUAGAAUUCAGUAGAAAGUGGUGCUUUACAACAUCCUAGACCGAAUUCUAUAAUACGAUCAACGAGCUGACUGAUGGUGUCACUGGGAAAGAUAAUCCUAGUUUGCUUAGUGUAAUUUUCAUAGAUGACAAAAUAGUUAAAAAUGCACUCAGCGUCUCUGAAAAAUAUUAGUUAUAGAAAUACUUUAUACCUGUUAAUCAAAUUAA